AAAUAUAAAUUCAGGAAUGCAAUAUUUGUAAAUGCUCGCAGUCUUCUUCAAGGUGCGAAGGUAUCAGAAAGUAGAUCUGAAAAGUAUGAUAAAAAGGAUGAGCUUUUGAAAUAUACAGGACUAAAUGAGAUACAAACUUGUGAAGCAGUGCAUAGUAAAGACUCUUUUUCUAUAGCGUUCAGAACUGCAGUUGGUGGAUACAAAAUAACUUACAGUGGGGAUACAAGACCUAACAACCAACUAGUGGAUAUUGGAAGAAAUUCAGAUUUACUCAUUCAUGAAGCAACCUACUCUAAUUCUGGCAGAGACGAAGCAAAGCUCAGGAUGCACAGUAUUACUGCUGAGGCUGUCCAAGUAGGACGGAUGAUGAACGCCAAGUUUACUGUACUCACACAUUUUCAAAGGAUGUUUAAUCGUAUCCCGCUGAUGGAGGAUUUUCAAGAUGAGGCUAAUGUUGGAAUAGCUUUUGAUGGUAUGGUUGUAAAUCUUAAAUCUAUGUACAGUAUUCCAGACAUGUACCCGGAUCUUAAUAGGAUUUUUGAAGACGACAUCAAGGACAUCAAAGCUAUCCUGUUGAAAGCCAAACCCGUAAAGAUUGUUGCACUGAAUGAUGAUGACCGACUGUAAUUCAUAUUGAUUCUAAGAGGGAAGACGACCCAUCAAGAGCACAGUGAAAACAAGUGUGUUCAAGAGAAAGCGGAAGAAUAUUGUGAAAUAAUCAUUUUAAAAGUCUUAAAACAAAAUCCUGUUAUUGUCGAAUAUGUAACGUGUAGUUUUACUUGUUACUUGUCAAAGGACUGUGAUUUAAAUUGAAAGCUGUGAAAUUAAAUAUUUUCAUUUUCA
This is a messenger RNA of Eurytemora carolleeae, 843 nucleotides long. Its product is annotated as zinc phosphodiesterase ELAC protein 2. The annotation marks the transcript as partial. Lineage: Eukaryota; Metazoa; Arthropoda; Copepoda; Calanoida; Temoridae. Gene Ontology annotation, biological process: mitochondrial tRNA 3'-end processing. Gene Ontology annotation, cellular component: mitochondrion. The transcript has 11 exons. The record is from RefSeq and is a predicted model, not a curated record. Gene Ontology annotation, molecular function: 3'-tRNA processing endoribonuclease activity.